Molecule: messenger RNA, 647 nt
Organism: Panicum virgatum (switchgrass)
Lineage: Eukaryota; Viridiplantae; Streptophyta; Magnoliopsida; Poales; Poaceae
Product: UDP-glucosyltransferase UGT13248-like
Exons: 3
Coding region: 1-636 (211 amino acids)
Molecular function (GO): UDP-glycosyltransferase activity
Source: RefSeq, a predicted model, not a curated record
AUGCCAGCACCAACGCUAGCAAGCCAAGGGAUCUUCCAAAAGCGACAUCUCCAACAAGAGGAUGAAAUGAUGAAUGACAUCCAAAGAUACCGUCAUCGCCCAACUACAACGAGGAACUACAAUGAAGAACAGCUAGAGGAGCUGGGUAAUGGACUCUGCAAUUCCGGCAAGCCGUUCCUUUGGGUUGUGAGGUCAAAUGAGGAGCAUAAGUUAUCCAACGAACUCCGUGAAAAGUGUAAGGAACGUGGCCUUAUUGUUUCCUGGUGCCCCCAGCUUGAGGUCCUCUCACACAAGUCUACAGGUUGUUUCUUCACGCAUUGUGGAUGGAACUCAACACUAGAGGCAAUUGCUAAUGGCGUGCCAAUGAUAGCAAUACCGCAUUGGGCUGACCAGCCAACCAUAUCAAAAUACAUGGAGAGCAAGUGGUGCAUGGGCAUGCGGGGGCGUAAGGACGAGAAAGGUUUGGUGACAAGGGACGAGGUGGAACGGUGCGUCAAGGAAGUGAUGGAUGGGGAAAGGAAGGAUGAGUACAGGAGGAAUGCUGCUGAGUGGAUGCAGAAGGCCGAGGAAGCAAUGCAAAGUGGAGGGAGCUCAGACAAGAAUAUUACUGAAUUUUUCGCAAAGUAUUCAUGUUAAAAAUCUAGUGC